AUGGAUAGUAAUCAAAAGUCUGACAAGAAUUAGAAGCCUCCCGUCAACGAUCACGAUGAUGACGACUUCGACAGUCUUCUCUAAGAUGCUGCUAAGAAAUUAGAUUAGAAAGUGCAGCCUAAAGCAGAUGCAAACGCUCAAAAAUAAUCAGCAGGGACUUAAUAAAGAAGUGUUCAGGAUGACUUGGGGUUAGCUGGUGACAUUGAUUUCAGUAAGUUGAACUUAGGAGAAGGUGAUAUGGCUGAAGCAUAAAAGCUAUUAGAGGAGUGUAUGAAAUCAAUGGGAAAUGUAUAAGAUGAGAACCCAAACAUGGAAAAUCCUUUCUUGCUUGCAUGUAAUCAAAUGUUCAAGGACUUUGAAAACAUAUAAAAAGAAGAUAAGCAAUCAAACCCAACAAGCUAAGGCAAUGCAACAGGAGGGGGUCAAUCGAUUCCAGGAAUGGAAGGAUUAGGUGCAGAUGACCCAAUGUUUAUGAACUUGCUAAAUAAUUUGGCAAAGGACUUGCUAAAUGGAGACCCAGCUGCUUAAGAAGGCGCUCUGGACAACUUGAUGAAUCAAUUCUAGGAUUUCAUGAAGGACUCAGACUAGAAUGAGGAAAUGAAAUCAGCCCUAGAGUCUGUAGUAUAAGAGAUUAUCAAGAAAGAUACAUUAUAUGAUCCAAUGAAGACACUUAGAGAUGAAUUCCCCAAAUGGCUUGAAGAAAAUUGGCAAUCAAUAUCAGAUGAAGAUCUAGAGAGGUAUAAUAAAUAGCACGAUAAGAUUCAAGAGAUUUGCAAAGUAUACGAGGAUAACAAAAGCGAAGAUAGCAAUCUUGUAUUCGAACUUCUCUCUUAAUUACAAGAGUUAGGAUCGCCUCCUUAGGAUUUGAUGAAAAAGGUAGCGGAUACAUCCUUCGGGCAAAGUAACCCUUUUAAUAAAAUGUGA
Molecule: messenger RNA, 924 nt
Organism: Stylonychia lemnae
Lineage: Eukaryota; Ciliophora; Spirotrichea; Sporadotrichida; Oxytrichidae
Source: the annotation of a GenBank genome assembly